This is a messenger RNA of Stylophora pistillata, 2318 nucleotides long. RefSeq names its product inhibitor of growth protein 5. NCBI's taxonomy places the organism in Eukaryota, Metazoa, Cnidaria, Anthozoa, Scleractinia, Pocilloporidae. Gene Ontology annotation, biological process: regulation of DNA-templated transcription. The record is from RefSeq and is a predicted model, not a curated record. Gene Ontology annotation, cellular component: nucleus.
AUUUGUUUACCAGUUUACUGAUCGUUUAAUGCCGAUGUGAGCGCUGGCUUUGUGGGGAAGCGCAGAAAACAACUAGGCAAACAAGUCAAUAAUAGUACUUGUCCUCCUCAGUACUUAACCUUGAUCAAUGUUUAUUAAAAUAUGUUUGUUUGAGGUGGCACUUCACAUAGUCAGCAUCAUGUCUUCAUCAUGAUUAUGGACAUCUAGGAAGGCUCCAGUGUUGUUUAUAUAGAUAACGUUUGGAUAAAAUACAAUCUAAGGACGAAUUAGGACCAUGGCGACGAAUAUGUACUUGGAACAUUAUCUUGAUAGUAUUGAAAAUUUGCCAUUUGAACUUCAGAGGAACUUCACACUUAUGAGAGAACUUGAUCAAAGGACACAAGACCUUUCAAAGGAGAUCAACAGUAUGUCAGAAGAAUACAUGGCAAAUGUGCGUAGUAUGGAUGCUGCAAAAAGGACAUUACAUUUGAAGAAAAUUGAAAAUGCUUUUGUCAAAAGUCGAGAAUAUGGGGAUGAUAAAGUUCAGCUUGCUAUGCAAACAUAUGAAAUGGUUGAUAAACACAUUCGCAAACUGGAUGCUGACUUAGCAAGGUUUGAAUCGGAUCUUAAGGAGCAACAUGCCAAGGAAGCAGGCUACUCAGAUUAUGAAAGUGAAUCACCAACACCAAAGCGCAAGAGCAAGUCAGGUGGAAGGAGUAGAGGAGGAGGAAGGAAGAAACAAGACACUUCUGAGUCUGCAAGGAAAAAGAAAAAAGUUGAAUCUGAAGGUCCCAAGUCACUUGCAGUUGCUGUGUCUAUUUUGGCACCUGAGGUACAAGUACUUGAUAUGCCAGUUGACCCUAAUGAGCCAACAUACUGUCUAUGUCAUCAGGUUUCAUACGGUGAAAUGAUAGGGUGUGAUAACACGGAGUGCCCAAUUGAAUGGUUUCACUUCCCGUGUGUAGGACUGACAUCAAAGCCGAAAGGAAAAUGGUACUGUCCAAAAUGUGCACAAGAGAGAAAGAAGAAAUAACUCUGUCAACAGAAAAUAUUAUAACUACUAAGAACAUUGUUUGGGAACAAUGCACGACAAGUAUACUUGUUAUGGUCCAAAUCUCACGGCAGCACACAGAGAACGUUCGUCGUCAGUUGCGCUUGUAUGGUCUAACCCCUCAAUAAGAGAGUAUUGUAAAGCGCUGUUGUACUUAUAUUAUUACUGCACCUGUCAAUAACAGGCAAACUCUGGGUUUCAGAGAUUAUUUUGCGAUUUCCUUUCAUUUUGCGGUCAAUCAUUAGCGCAACUGCACUCGAAAAACCGAUUAUAGACACCAACAAAAUGGAUUGUUCUCCGAUUACAGCUUAGAAAUGCAUUUUUACUUGACACAAAUACAAAUACACCACAGACCGUAUUGUAUUAAAAAGAGCAGCAAGGUCAGGGAGUGGCUUAUGACGAAUGAUUGUACAGACUCGUAUAAAUGUUAUUUCUAGAUUUAAAUAUUAAGUUUUGAAAACAUGAUGGCAAGUUGUUCAAAUCCUCAAUAUUCUUUUGUGUACGCAUUUGUUUGUUUGGUUUUUUGUUUUUUCGCCGGUUGUCUUUUUUUAAUAACAGAGAACUUUGUCUUUUUUUAAUAACGGAGAACUUUUCAAAUCGUAGUACAUUUAAGUGUAUAAUAUAUUGAAGGGUUUUAAAGUCCUUUUAACAAUAGACCACAUUUACGACGAAAUGAUCGAAACUUGACACUGAAAUGUUGGAGGAGUUUUUGAUAGAUUUUUGUUGUGGAGAUCUCGAGAACUGGUGUCUCUUCCCAAAGCCAUUUGCGCAUUUUGAAAUUUUCAAAGUUUCGUUACGAUCUCAGGAAGAACUUAAUCCGGCAUUUUUCUUAGGGUUUCAUGCAGCAUUCUCUCGUGUUAAGCAGACGUUUUCUCGCAAGGUUCGUAAAGCUUAAUCGUGAGGUAUCAUUCCAAACUCUCUGUAAAAUAAAGUUUAAAUUAAGGGAUCAAAUCAAAAUUUACUUUUAGUUGAGACAUUCUAGUGUUACAAUCAUACUAAGACAUAGAGUGUUCUUGAGUACUUAUUUGAGAUGAUACCACGUUCGCCAUGGAGAACGUCAAGUUUCUAUCAAGCCUUCUCUUCCCCGUUCCUUUUCGUGCCAAAAUUUUGGAGUAAUUAAUGUAAUGUGGUGGUAUUUGUCAUACAUGUGGAUUCGGUUUCAAUUCAUGACGAAAUGUACGUGAGUUUGAAAUCCUGUAGUGGUUCCGUCUAAAAUGUUGUGAGCUUUCGACUAAAAAUAAACAUUUUUUAUACGGUCUUUAUUAAAUAAAGGUGAUGAUUCUCAAGU